UUUUUUCCAUGAUAAUAUAUUUUACUAUUCCAACAUGUGUAACUAUCAUAGAGUAUGCCACGACAGAACCCUCAUUACCUCUAAGAAGAUUGAUCGAAGCCGACUACGUACUGUUCGAUUACACCUCUAACUUCUGGAUAUGGUUGCCAGUAACGCUCGUUAGCAAUGUAGUGCUUAUGCACCUAGUAACAGUGGCUUAUGUUACGGAUUGGUUUUACUGGUCUCUGCUGUAUCAAGUGUCCUGUUUGUUUAAAAUUAUUCGCGUGCAAUUCGCGCGAUUGGACGAGUUUCGUGAAGUUCAUCAAUUUCAAGAGAAGCUGGUCGAAAUCGUUCAUAUGCAAAGAGUUGCAUACAGAAGUGUAACAGGAGUAAAUUCAGCGAUCAGUGGACUGUUGUUGGUUAUCUACGGAGCAUGUGUUCUCAUACUCUGUAUGACGAUGAUGGUUCUGACAAUAGCUAGCGGAGAUACGGAUUUACUGAGCAGAAUGGGAAUCGUAUUAGUUUAUAUAUUUUUUGAAAUAUUCCCAUAUUCAAUGAUGGGCACGGAACUCAUGACCGCGAGUACGUCAAUCGCGGAUGAAGUCUAUGGCACGCGUUGGCACGUGCGUCCAGUUUCGGAACAGCGCAGCCUACUAUUCGUACUCAGCCGCUCUCAACGCAUGGCGAAACUCACGGCGGAAAAUUUUUUCGUUGUCAGUCGAGCAACUUUCGCUACGACUCUGCAAUCCGCAUUUUCUUACUUCACUGUCCUAAGACAGUUUUACGGUACAGAGCAACUUGUGUUAGAACCAGAGCUUUAAAGUUAGUCGAAUUUGUUAUCAGUGUGAAGUACUUAUUGAAAUUUAG
Malaya genurostris is the source of this 846-nucleotide messenger RNA. RefSeq names its product odorant receptor 49b-like. Gene Ontology annotation, molecular function: olfactory receptor activity; odorant binding. Lineage: Eukaryota; Metazoa; Arthropoda; Insecta; Diptera; Culicidae. The transcript has 6 exons. The coding region runs from base 9 to 800 and encodes 263 amino acids. Gene Ontology annotation, biological process: detection of chemical stimulus involved in sensory perception of smell; sensory perception of smell. The record is from RefSeq and is a predicted model, not a curated record. Gene Ontology annotation, cellular component: plasma membrane.